Carassius gibelio (silver crucian carp) is the source of this 3432-nucleotide messenger RNA. Its product is annotated as atypical chemokine receptor 4. Lineage: Eukaryota; Metazoa; Chordata; Actinopteri; Cypriniformes; Cyprinidae. The record is from RefSeq and is a predicted model, not a curated record. The coding region runs from base 1883 to 2974 and encodes 363 amino acids. Gene Ontology annotation, molecular function: scavenger receptor activity; chemokine receptor activity; chemokine binding. Gene Ontology annotation, biological process: immune response; G protein-coupled receptor signaling pathway; chemotaxis. The transcript is spliced from 7 exons. Gene Ontology annotation, cellular component: membrane.
CGAGACCAGAAAUCUGCCCACCUCCGGGACACGAAGAGCUGCAGUGCUGCAACAGACUGGUGACUAGAGCUGCUAAUCCACUUCUGGACGUGCUGAGCAAUGAUACCACACUGAGAAAGAAGCGGGGAAUACAUCUGGUAGUGAUUAAAUGUGAGUAUAAAGGAGAGAUGAAGUGUGCUUGGACAGCAGAAAGCAGCAGGAUGAAGAGUAGUGUGCAGCUAGGGCUGUUGUGUCUCAGCCUGCUCAUCUCCUGUCUUCAUGGAGGAGAAGAAGAAGUCAAGCCAGAUUCGAGCAUGCAAAUCGGAAUCAGCUUUGAUGAACCAGAUCUUCAUCAGUUUAAGAUGUACAGAGCACGAAGACAGACGGUCUCCGCAGAGGAGGAAAAUACAGCUGAAAUACAGACAGCAGCUUUUGUGCCACCAAGCGACAAAAAGCAAAAGAAGAAAAGCAGGAAAAACAAAGGGAAAAAACAUACCGGAAGUAUGAGUGUUUUAGCAAGCACUGGAUUUAUCCAGGACCCCCAUCUGACUGACAUAGCCAAAAGGGAUACGGGAGGAAAAAGACCCUUUCCAGAAAGUUAAUGCAUUGUACUCGUUCAAGGCUCCUUCUGAGAUUACCUGAAUCAGGAAAAAUUGGAAUUGCAUAUAAAUACAUCACCAUGUUUCAUAAAGAGUGUAUCGGACUCAGGUUAUGCAUGUGACAAUCAUUUAUAUUUCUAUAGCCUUUCUUUUCCAGGUCUGUUUUGGUUAACUAAUAACCUCUAUGGAAAAUCAAAUGAAUUUAAUUUACUGAAUUCAACCCGUGUGUAAUUCUUAUUGGCAUCACUAGGGGGCAAUAUUAACACAAGCGAUAAGCCCGCGAACCAGCUUGGCUUCUGUUAAAACAAAAUGUUUGAUAUCUGUUUAUCUUCAUCUCUUAAUUACAAUAAAGCAUUUGUGUUUAAAAAAUCACUCUUUUAUUGUGUGGAGCCAGUGCAAAACACUGUAGAUUUCUAUAUGUAGGCUUAUAAAGUUUUGGCUGUACUGCCUUUUUUUUGUGAAGGAACUGUUGAUAUUGUCAAGCUUAAACAGUGUGUGUUGAUAAAUUAUGUGGGAUAUAAACUGCACAACUAUUAGUCGUCUUUCGUAUUUGAGUAGUUCUGCCCCAGUUUAUUGUGCCAGAAAUGUUGCUGGCCUGAAAAGGCAUACAAAAUAGUAGGCCUAUGUUUUGUGCCAGGAAUCUGUAAACACAUUAGUGGUCCAAAGUAAAAAGAAAAGCAACACCCCUUCCUCCUUAUCUGCAUAAUCCUUGAUAAUAACAUAAAACUAUUUGUACGUUUCACUUUGUUGUUUUUUUAAGCAUCUAAAAUGUUCUGGAACAUUUUGUUUGAGAUCACACAAGCCUAGUACCAUUGCCUUCACACUGAGACCCUAAAAGUAACCACAAGUAACCUUGCAAAAACAAUUUGCACUUGCACAGGUAUGUACAAUGUAAGUAGUGCAGUUGACUACAAAGUGAACAGCAAUUUUUCUAAAAUAAAAAAUUUGCAGCUCAAUCACAGACCAUAUAACACGUAACAUAUAACAACAUAACAUAACAUAUAACAUAAAACCAUAUUUAUUUAUACAUAUAUAACCUGGCUUCAAUUAAAUAUGUUGUGGUUGUGCAUUAUAUUUAUCUUAUGUGCUCUCUGAUAAUCUUUUUUUUAAAGGGCAUGUUUGUAGACUCUUGCUGGAACCACAGAUGAGAAAAGAUAUGUUCACAGUAAGUUUAGGUGUGGGAGCAACACUCUGCAUGCAUGAGUCACAGUAAACAGACUCUGUUCUCACAGGAAGAGCAGACAGAAACAAUCUACUCUGCCUUCAUGUAAAACCCCGAAUCUUUCAAGAGCUUUAGAAGAACAAUGGAUACCUCAGAGGAACACCAUUACGACUACCCCGAGUAUGAAAACAACAGCUUCAACUUCAGCUACGAUGACUAUCAGACCAUCUGUGAGAAGGGUGACGUGCGCUCCUUUGCGAGGAUCUUCCUCCCAGCUGUUUUUGCGUUAUGUCUUGUGAUUGGAUUAGCAGGCAAUGCUCUGGUUGUGGCGGUGUAUGCAUACUGCAAGCAACUGAAAACGAUGACUGACACAUUUAUACUUCACCUGGCUGUGGCAGACCUUUUGCUGCUCCUAACGCUGCCCUUCUGGGCUGCCGAUGCCGUCCACGGGUGGAAACUCGGGGUCACUGUCUGUAAACUCGUGUCUGCCCUAUACACCAUCAACUUCACCUGCAGCAUGAUGCUGCUGGCCCACAUCAGCAUGGAUCGGUACUUGGCUUUGACACCAGGAGCCAGAAACAAAGGCAUUAUGCGUGUUUUUCAAAAGAAGCAUUGUGUAAAACUCUGUUUGGUGGUCUGGACAACUGCGUUUUUUCUUGGCAUCCCUGAUUUGGUGUUGUCAACAGUCAGAGAGCUUCCUCAUAAAAAAAGCUGCAUUGCAAUGUAUCAAUCUGACAUGGCGCUCAGGGCUAAAGCUAGUUUGGAAGUGGUGGAGAUCAUUAUAGGCUUCCUGCUACCUUUAUUAGUGAUGUUGUUCUGCUACACCUGUGUAGGUCGAGCCCUACUGAAGCUCCCUCAGGAGAGGAGGUGGAGGAAGUGGAGGUCCAUCCGUGUGCUGUUGGCGAUGGUGGGAGUCUUUGUGGUCACGCAGUUGCCCUAUAAUGUGGUCAAGUUCUGCCGGGCCAUGGACAUCAUGUACAUGUUUGUGACUCACUGCGGGGUUAGUAAGGGGCUGGACAAGGCUACUCAGGUCACAGAGAGUCUGGCAUUGACACACUGCUGCCUAAAUCCUGUUCUGUACACUUUUGUCGGUUCCUCCUUCAGAACACAUGUAUUAAAGAGUGCCAAAGACUUUGGAGAUAGGGGGAGGAGGUUGGCACGUACGAGAGAACAACAAGAAGUGGAUAUCUCCUUGAAUUCUCAUUCCCAAGAGACCAGCACUUUUUCCAUUUGAGCAAACUGAAGAGUAGAUGUUUACUAGGGUGGAGCUUUGCACCAACUGCUCCUUUGCAAAAUAUGUACACACUGACAGGGAAAAAUUUGUGAAAACAUAAGGCAGUAUUUUGACCAAAAUUCUAGCCUAAGUAAAGGCUGAGUUGCAAGAUGUCGAUAGUUGGGUUUAUACAAAAUGAACAGGAAAUGAACAAACCCGCGGAGGGAUACGAGAGAUACGAAAAUAGAGCCGGACUACUAGCGGACUGAUGGCGAGUUCAAGUCCUCCUUUGUGAGCUGAUGCAUUCAAAUGACCUUGGUCGAAGCAUGGUGUAUUUUUUUCCCCUUAAUAUUCAACAAGAUUUUUAACUCUACUUCUACAAAAUUAUGAAUAAAGAAGACUUUCCACUCGUACGGUAAUUAUGACUUUGUGUGUGACUUUGUGAUCAUGUCCAACUAAUAAAUACGCCCUUUCCCACA